Paramisgurnus dabryanus is the source of this 3379-nucleotide messenger RNA. It is a transcript of the gene prss12, whose product is annotated as serine protease 12. Gene Ontology annotation, molecular function: serine-type endopeptidase activity. The record is from RefSeq and is a predicted model, not a curated record. NCBI's taxonomy places the organism in Eukaryota, Metazoa, Chordata, Actinopteri, Cypriniformes, Cobitidae. Gene Ontology annotation, cellular component: membrane. Gene Ontology annotation, biological process: proteolysis.
UGAUUAUUAAUUUUUUUCUGUAACUUAACAUCUCUGGAGACUUCAUCAUCAAUAUGCAUGAGUCGUGAGCUCCGGGCUUCCCCCGUUUCCCCUUUAUUGAUCAUCGUCUGUGAACUCUGAGCUGCUCGGAUUGCAGCCAAUAGUCAGAUGAGACAACUCCAGGACCAUGUCUCCAGAUAGACUGGCAACGUAGCAUUUAUUAUUUUUAUUAUGGUUAUAGUAACAGACACGGGUUCAUUAUGGAUGCGAGCUCUAGGUUUAUCUUAACCGUCUGCACGCUGCUGCUAGUCGCGCGCAGUGACGGCUCUCCGUUCACCGACUGUAUUCAAGGCAAAGGGAAAGCUGGCUUUUACGAGGGAUUCAUAGACGUGACUGAAUCGGGUGUAAAAUGCAUGAACUGGAGCGAAGUGCCGGGUGUUAUAGAGCGGUAUCCGGGGAAAGGGCUUGGGGAUCACAGUUUGUGCCGAAACCCGGACGGUAGAAUUCGGCCGUGGUGCUUCUUCCCAAACAGCCGUGGACGCAUUGACUGGGGCUACUGUGACUGCAAACAAGGCUCUUUAAGGUUGCAAGGUGGCAAAUCUAAGUUGGAUGGCACAGUUGAAGUGUAUCUGAAUGGUGUGUGGGGAACCAUCUGCAGUAAUGGAUGGGAUGACAGGGAUGCCGCUGUGGUGUGUCGACAGCUGGGACAGGGAUAUAAGGCACAUGCACGUGCAAGUCCAUUAUUGCGUCUGGCAGUGUCUGUAGUUCACUGGCAGACUGUGGGAUGUGAAGGAGAUGAAGGAGACUUACUGCAGUGCAGUCGGACCGUCUGGAACGGAGGAGACUGUAUAAACCACCAGGCGGCUGCUGUCUCUUGCACCCCAGUGGAAGCCUCAGUGUUUGUCCCUGUGCGUCUCGCUGGUGGUCCAUCGGCGCAUGAGGGCAGAGUUGAGGUGUAUCAUGCAGGACAGUGGGGGACAGUGUGUGAUGACCAAUGGGACGACAACGAUGCUGAGGUGGUUUGCAGGCAGCUGGGAUUAGGGGGCAUUGCUAAAGCUUGGGUGGGAGCGUAUUUCGGACCUGGCUCAGGCCGUGUGCUAUUAGACGAAGUGAGCUGCACGGGAAAUGAGUUCUCCAUAGAACAGUGUCCAAAACCUGUCUGGGGGGAACACAACUGUGACCACACAGAGGAUGCUGGAGUCUCCUGCACCCCACUUACAGAUGGUGCCGUGCGUCUGGUAGGGGGGGUGAAAAGUUUUGAGGGCAGACUGGAAGUUCAUUACAAAGGCCAGUGGGGGACCGUGUGUGAUGAUGGCUGGACCCAAACCAACACGCAGGUCAUCUGCAGGCAGCUUGGCUUAAGGUCAGGUGAAAGCGUAUCACCAAGGAGGUUCGGAGUGGCAGUGGGUCCAAUUUUGCUGGAUGAUGUCAUAUGUACGGGCAAAGAGCCUGCUCUUACACACUGCAGUCGAAGGGGCUGGAUGAAACAUGACUGUACUCACAACCAAGAUGUAGCCGUUGUGUGCAGCUCCCAACGCUCCAGACAUGGCGCGCCCACCAGUGUACCUGUGAGGCUGGUUGGCGGAGAGAAUGAGAGAGAGGGGCGUGUCGAGAUCCUGAUUGGUGGCCAGUGGGGGACGGUUUGUGAUGACGGAUGGACAGAUCAGGAUGCAGAGGUGGUUUGCAGACAGCUGGGCUAUAGGGGGCUGGCAAAAGCUCGUGUAAUGGCUUAUUUUGGAGAAGGCGAUGGACCUAUCCACAUUGAUAAUGUAGAGUGCAAUGGUGGGGAACGCACACUGGCUGAUUGUAUCAAACAACCGUAUGGGACGCACAACUGUCGACAUAGUGAAGACGCUGGGGUUAUCUGUAACUAUGGCUUACAGAAGGAUGCACCUGUUGUGAAAGAGGCAGUGAGCACCAUGUGUGGUCUAAGACUUUCUCAUGCCCGUCAGAAGAGAAUAAUAGGAGGGGAGAACUCUUUACGGGGAGGCUGGCCGUGGCAGGCAGCCUUGCGCUUACGUGGUUCUCAGGCAGAUGGACGCUUGGUAUGCGGAGCCACUUUGAUCAACAGCUGCUGGAUCCUCACCUCAGCUCAUUGCUUUAAGAGGUAUGGUAACAGCACUGGGCUAUAUAAAGUUCGUGUGGGGGACUUUCACUCUCUGGUACCCGAGGAGUAUGAGGAGGAGUAUGCUGUGGAGAAGAUCAUCCUUCACCCACGCUACCAUGCUAACAGCAACGACUAUGACCUGGCACUGGUGCGUUUGUCCGGCCACAGAGCUCAUGGAGGGGGGACCUUGGGCGAAUGCGUCAGGCUGAGCCGUUUUGUCCUGCCCGCCUGCCUACCGGUUCGGAGAGAGAGAGCGCCAAAGGGCAUUUCCAACUGCUACAUCACAGGCUGGGGAGACACAGGUCGCGCAUAUUCAAAAACCCUCCAACAGGCUUCAAUUUCUGUGUUGAGCAAGCGUCAGUGCGAGCAGCGCUAUUCAGAUCAAUUCACCAGUCGCAUGCUGUGCGCCGGCUCUUCCCACGACGACCACCGCGUGGACAGUUGCCGUGGAGAUAGCGGUGGUCCAUUGGUGUGUGAGAGGUCAAGCGGAAGUUGGGUUGUAUAUGGGGUCACGUCAUGGGGUCACGCUUGUCGACUGCAGAAUGCACCUGGCGUCUACACAAAAGUCUCUGCCUUUGUGCCAUGGAUUAGAAAGGUCAUUGGACUUCUGUAGGAACAUUUUUGUCAAACAUUCUGAGAAAGUGGACAAAGAAAUGAAGCACAUUUUAAAGAAACUUAAGAUUAUAGUUAACAUUAACUGUAUAAUUUCUUAAACAUCGUAAAUGUGACGUAAGUCUUACUUAGCAUAUAGUCAAUGUAAAAUUAAACUUUGCACUGAAGUAUUUUAUUUUAAAGGGACAUUUUGAUAGCGAUCCAUUUAUUGGUCUAGAAUUGGCAUCGUUUAGUGUUUUCUUUUAUUUCUAUUUUUAAAUGGAAGCACUUCUAGGUUGAAGGGACCACAAAAGCAAGAAAUGUCUUAAAGAAUGGGACUCCUUACUUGAUACUAUUGAGCACCCCCAAAAUUGAAUGUUUUAUUUUGAUAUAGAGGGGUUACAAGAAUGCGCUGACGUCACCUCAACCAACAACAUCACCUCAACAACACAUUAGGUGACAUCAUAUGUAACACAUCAGAUUUUGAGCUUGCCGCAUCCCAACACAAAAAGUCUGAAAGUAAAAGAAAAACACAUAGCACAUAUUUAUACACACUCUUUUUUAAAAGUAGGAGAACAGGGGGAUCUGUAAAUUAUGUGCAGUUGCAAACCUGUUUACAAAUGUUUAUACCUCCUUGUUUUAGUAAGGAACAAAUGUCAUCUUAACCAUUAAGAUUUUGAAGUAAACCAAGUAUGUUUAUAA